This is a messenger RNA of Mastomys coucha (southern multimammate mouse), 1358 nucleotides long. It is a transcript of the gene Ube2r2, whose product is annotated as ubiquitin conjugating enzyme E2 R2. Lineage: Eukaryota; Metazoa; Chordata; Mammalia; Rodentia; Muridae. Bases 566 to 1282 code for a protein of 238 amino acids. The record is from RefSeq and is a predicted model, not a curated record. Gene Ontology annotation, biological process: protein polyubiquitination; ubiquitin-dependent protein catabolic process. Gene Ontology annotation, molecular function: ubiquitin conjugating enzyme activity. The transcript is spliced from 5 exons.
GUUGCUCCCGCGGCGCGAGGCGCUCUGGCUCUCCUCCUCCUCCUCCUCCGCCCCUCCCCCCGCGCCGCCGCCGCCGCCGCCGUCCCGAGACCCCAGCGCACGGCGCGCCCUCCCUCGUGCGCCCCUCCGGCCCCCGCGGAGAACGAGAGGGCAAGCGAGCACGGCGAUCCCGGGCCGGCUCGGCCCCCCUGUCUUCACCAUCGUCUGCCCUCCGCCGCCUUCCUUCGCUUCCACCUCCACUCCCCCCCCCACAAGUAGAGGCCCCCUCCGGGGGGGGGGAGAGGCCCGGGGCCCGGAGCGGAUUCCCCCAACUCCCUUAGGCCCGCCCCCGCCCGGUCCGAGAGUGAGGAGGGCCCGGGCCGGCCCGCGUCGUGUGAGGAGGACCCCGGGCGGGCCCGCGGGCCGUCUGGGGCCUGGUCCGGCCCCGCCAGGCGUGUGAGAGGACAGGGGCCCGGCCCGGCCCGAGGGCGAGCGGAGGGGAGGGGCCUGGUCCGGCCCGGCCGGUGCGCGAGGACUGGGGCCGCGGCCCCGCACGGCCGCCGCCACCGCCGCCGCCGCCGCCGCGAUGGCCCAGCAGCAGAUGACCAGCUCGCAAAAAGCCCUGAUGCUUGAGCUGAAAUCCCUGCAGGAGGAACCGGUGGAGGGCUUCCGGAUCACCCUGGUGGAUGAGUCCGACCUCUACAACUGGGAGGUGGCCAUCUUCGGACCCCCUAACACCCUCUACGAAGGCGGCUACUUCAAGGCACAUAUUAAAUUUCCUAUUGACUACCCGUAUUCACCACCUACCUUCAGAUUCUUGACCAAAAUGUGGCACCCCAACAUUUAUGAGAAUGGAGAUGUAUGCAUUUCAAUUCUUCAUCCGCCUGUAGAUGACCCACAGAGUGGAGAACUGCCCUCUGAGAGGUGGAAUCCUACUCAGAACGUUAGGACUAUCCUGUUAAGUGUAAUCUCACUGCUUAAUGAGCCCAACACCUUUUCUCCAGCCAAUGUGGAUGCUUCAGUCAUGUUCAGGAAAUGGAGGGACAGCAAAGGAAAAGAUAAGGAAUAUGCUGAAAUCAUUAGGAAACAGGUCUCAGCCACUAAGGCUGAAGCAGAAAAGGAUGGAGUGAAGGUCCCCACAACCCUGGCAGAGUACUGCAUCAAAACUAAAGUGCCUUCCAAUGACAACAGCUCAGAUUUGCUUUAUGACGACUUGUAUGAUGACGACAUUGAUGAUGAAGAUGAGGAGGAAGAAGAUGCCGACUGUUAUGAUGAUGAUGAUUCUGGAAAUGAGGAGUCGUGACAUGUUCCUUCAGUGCCCCUGUACUGCCCUGAAGUCUCAGGCCAAAGGGAGGGGAGCAAGUGGGGAUCUACAGUGG